CCCCGCGACGGCAUCGACAUUGUGAACCUCCAUCUCGAAGUAUUGCAAUUGGACCAGCUGCGGCCCACUCCAGCCGAUCAAAAUGUCAUCAUCAUUAAAUAACUUAUCUUCUGCAUCGGACGACCGAAAGGCAAGACUUGCACAGCUUCGAAAUCUCAAGCGGAAACAGCCAACAGAUGAGAUCGCUCCCCCAGAGGCAGAUCGACCUUCCGCCACGCCAGAGGAAAGCCCAGACGUUGCAAAACUACAUCUAUCCGGAAGAAACUAUGAUGCUGAAACAAAAGGACCCAAGCUGGGUUUCGACGCCCCUCCCACUGCCGCUAUGGAGAAAUCUACACUCGAAGAGCAAGCAGCUGAAAUCGCUGCUGAUGUGAAAAACCAGGCGGCGGAAGAUGCGCUUGAUGAUAAAGCUAUCGAUUUGUUUAAGCUCCAACCGAAGAAACCAAAUUGGGAUUUGAAACGAAACUUGGAUUCGAAACUAGAGAUCCUCAAUGUUCGCACAGAUAAUGCGAUUGCACGACUAGUGACGGAAAGAAUCGCUGCGGAACAGAGUUCACAAGCGCACCGGCCAGGCAAUCAAGAUGCCACCGGCGAUGGUGAAGCUAAUAUUGACGGUGCUGCGUUUGUGGAAGGAUUACGGGUCAGAGAAAAGGAAGAAGAGGAAGAAGAACGCAGAGAAAAGCUUGAGGAGGAAGACUAGACGUGGCGGACGAUAUAUGAUAUGAUGAACAUGUAACUUCAUAACUUUGGUUUACUUUAUAUAUUG
Messenger RNA from [Torrubiella] hemipterigena, 766 nucleotides. NCBI's taxonomy places the organism in Eukaryota, Fungi, Ascomycota, Sordariomycetes, Hypocreales, Clavicipitaceae. The record is from the annotation of a GenBank genome assembly.